AUGCUGUCGAAUAUUAGAGUAUUCGCACCACUGGCAGGUGUACUGCUUGCCGCGCUUUCCAGUGCCCAGGUGCUAGUCGAUUUCCAAGUCGCUGAGCCGCCUCCAGUUCCCAACAAUGCGCAAACAUGCACGACGAUGAUUCUCGAGCGCACAUUUGGGAACUCGUACGGAAAUCCAGAGAUCGUAGAGUACACUCCACCAACCGAUUGCGGCGCGGUCGGUUCCUGGGCAGCAGUAACACUCAACUUCACAGUGACAUCAAAUGGGACCCAGUAUGACCGCCUUGGAAUCUUCACGUUCCAGAACACCGAAAUCUGGCGCACUUCAACUCCGGAGCCCACUGAAGACGGUAUCAUUUGGACUUACACGAAAGAUGUCACUCGCUACAUACCUCUCUUUGCCAAGGACGGAACUUUCAUUCUCGAGCUUGACAACGUUGUGACGUCCGAUCUGAAUGGACAGUAUGCGACUACCCUUUAUGCGACUUUCUACGCAUCGUCCGGGGAAUGCCCUACUGCUGGACAAUCUAACAUGAUCGUGCCGAUAUCUACGAUGCUGAAUAACACUGGCAACGAGGCUUCAGUCCCACCUGCUUUUUCUCUCAAUGUGACGCUCCCGCAAAACACCGUCGAAAUCUACGCUGAGCUCUAUGCGUCUGGCAAUGGCGCUGAGGAAUUCUGGUACUACAACACAGCCGACGAAUAUCUCGGGUAUCUUCCACCUGGCACAACAUAUGGUGGAGGACCAUUCCGUGAGGUUCGUCUCCUUGUGGAUGGUCAAGUCGCUGGCGUAGCCUUUCCGUAUGCCGUCAUCUUCACCGGCGGUAUAAAUCCCUCAGUUUGGAGGCCAAUAACAUCAUAUGGUGCAAUCGACCUUCCUACUUACUUCCUUGAUCUCACACCAUUUGCACCGGUGUUCGCUGAUGGCCUCCCUCAUACUGUCACUUUGGACGUCGCCUCUGCAGAAGCGAACCACACUCUCAACCAGAACUGGUAUGUUUCCGGCCUCAUGCAGGUGGUCACGGACCCGUCUGGUAAACCCACAACGGGAAAAAUCACGACAUACGAUGUCCAGCCCUACGCAAUAACGGAGACAACAGCGAGCAUCGGCGGCACGGAUGUCAAUAUCACAGUCAAGGCUCAGCGCUCCCUCAGAAUCGAAUCCACCGUCGUCAGCGGUAGUGGGACGACAAAUAAUGUUGUUUUUCAGCAGAACUUGGACUUCACAAACACGCAGUAUUAUCUCAACAACACAAAUACUCAGAACGUCGCGCAGACUUCCUCCGGCUCAGUCACCUCAACUCACAACGGAGUCUCAGUCCUUACUGACAACUUCGACUAUCCGCUGUACAUCAACAUGACAUACCUGGUCCUUACUAAUACCGAGGAAUCAUGCAAGUUUCUUUAUACCACGUUUGACCACUCAUAUAACCGCCAGGUUGUCCCUGCGCCAUUCAUCUUGGGAUCUGUAAUUAGCGAGCGCCAGCAGACAGCGGGUUACUUCACCAUAUCAACCACUGGAAAUACUGGCAACGGAACCAGUAACAACACUUUUUCAUACGUCGAUCUCAAAGGCAACACGUAUACCAGGGAUGUAGAUGCCGCAUAUGACGUGAUCACCUACGACCAACAGAGCGGCAGCCUCGCCACCACCGCCCUACCCACGUUCCCUUGGCCUUCCAACUCACAGUCCAUUCUCAGGGCAAGACUUCCAGGUGGAAAGGGGUCAAAGGUCGUGGGUAAUCCGUAG
Molecule: messenger RNA, 1749 nt
Organism: Suillus paluster
Lineage: Eukaryota; Fungi; Basidiomycota; Agaricomycetes; Boletales; Suillaceae
Product: peptide N-acetyl-beta-D-glucosaminyl asparaginase amidase A-domain-containing protein
Exons: 12
Coding region: 1-1749 (582 amino acids)
Source: RefSeq, a predicted model, not a curated record